UCAAAACAAUGUUAGCCAACUUUCAACCUUCAAAUUCCACAAAGGAAUACCUAGAAAUAAAAUUAACAACGUGCAAAACUCCGUAUCAUGUACGAAAUUUCUAAGCACCAAAGUAACAAAAAGCCUAAACGAAUCAUCGACUGUAAAAGCUAAUCAAGCGUCCCACACGACUCGAGAUCCUCUGGUUCCAUCCACUCGAACGAAAGCUAACCUCGAAAAAGCCUUAAACAGAAGAAGGCUCGUGGCCUCGGCCUUCGACGACCCAUUGGCCGCGGAGGAGACGAAGAAGACGGUCUACCGGAGGAAUCACGCUACGUUUACGGUGGGGGAGUAGUGUUAGAAGGGGUGGAAGCGGCAGGAGAGGCUGCUGAAACGGGGCUGCGGCGUUCCUUCAUGCGGCGAUCUGGCCGCACGAGGCCGCGCUGGCGCAGCAACCUCCUUCUCUACUACGUUUGCGCGUUUUGCACCCUUCUACGGGGUGCGUCCGUGCCGGCAACGCUGUUCAUGGACGGCAGACAGUUUCCACGGCACUCGACGAACGCCGUUCCCCGUCCAGUCGUGACGAAGCAUUCCAUUCGACCCUUGAAACCGCGACGAUAUCGCGUCCGUGACCCAACAAGUCGACCAAAUCAUCUUCUCGUCCUCGUCGUCGACUCUCAUUCGCUAAAAACGCGAGAAUCUUUUUGAAAGAAGCAUCAUCGUGGGUCGAACACGCGACUAGCAUACUCGGCGGAUGCUGCAAGCAACGUGCAGCAACGUGGCAAGCUCCUGAAGCAAGAUCUCUUCCAGUGGAACCUCCGUUGGAUCAUCUCGUCUCUGCCUGGAUCUGCUCGUUUCUUCCUGGCUCUUCCUACUUGUACGGGCUCGCGGAGAUGAUUCUCCGAGAGAUUUAACUUUCUCGUCGAUACAGCCCGUGUAUUCUACCGGGAAAAACCAGUUUGGUGAAGAAAAUUGUUCGUCGGAGAAAGAUUUCGAUGGUCGAACCGGUUGCUUGAGACGAAUAACAGAUGACAGGGUCGCGGAUCGAUGUAAACGACGAACAGGCUCCGGGCUCCUCGAUCGCAUCUGAAAGGUGGUGGCGAAGGGCGAAAUAGCCGAGACGUGCACGGUUCAUCGACUUAUCGAAACGAAGAUCCCUGUAUCUCGGGAAAAAACUCGCGAGAAUACGAGAUGAGAAAUAAAAGAAGCUUCGGCUACUUCUAAAUAAGAAGUGUACUUUGAGAGGAUUCUGUAAGUGUUCUCUGAGAGUACUCUAUAAGCGUUCUCUGAGAGGAUUCUGUAAGUGUCUCUUGCACAUCAGAUUCGGAUCAGACAGAUUUCCAGAUCCGUCCAAAAGAAGCGAGUUACGAAAGAUUUUAAGCAAGCCAGGUAUAAUUAAGAAGCUCCCGAUGCGUCUGUGAGCUCAGAUUUCUAUGAGAUUUUUAAUUAGACGAGAAAAGGAGGAAUCGUCUAUGUAACGAUCGCGGUCAAACCAAGUUUUACGAGAUCUUUUAUUCGAAGAGAAAAGAAGGAAUUAUCUAUGUAAAGAUUGGAUCGGAACAAUUCGACGAGCCGAAGGAAAAGUUUGGUACGCGUCGGUGAGACGAUAUGCCCGGCGAUACGACUGUGGGAAGUUGAGGACUGGCUUGAUACGGGGCGAUCGCUGCCAAGGCUUGCCAGCGCACCAAAUGGACGAGGCUCGAGGGAGGAUAGUGGAACGAUAGGAGGCGACCGGUUGCGGCUGCAGCUGCGGCGUCGGUCGCUGCACCUGCAGCUGCAGCUGCGGCGACGAGGAGGCUGCCGGUAGCAGCGUGCAGACGGUGGCUAAAACAUAAUGCAGAGCACAGGCGACUACUAUCAGAGGGCGCCGAGAUGCUGUCCAGGAAGGAACGCGAACGCAAACGCGGACGCGUUGAGGAUCAACGCUUCUGUCCGGGGAGCGGAGUUGUUGUGCUGUUGUUGUAGCUGCAGUACGGCAACUUCUACCAAGACACCGGGAUUAUUGGCCAGUCUGGGUGUCUGCGUGCUCGUGCUGGGUUACACGUUGUUGGGCGCGUUCGCGUUCAUGGCGCUGGAAGGUGGCCUCAAGUCGGAUUCAGCGAACGACCUGCUCGUUCCCGGUUCCAAGACCGAAGGAGGAUCGUACGUGGUGCCCAGUAUCGAGGAUGACACUGCGGCCAUGGAACUAAGAGCGCGCACCGUUGAAAGGCUCUGGAGUAUCACAGAGGACUUGAACGUGUUGUACAAGGAAAACUGGACACGAUUAGCAGCCAGGGAAGUGUUCGAGUUUCAGGAGAACUUGGCACGAGGUCUCAGGAGAACUUCCUCGCAGUACGAGCCGAUGGGAUCAUCCUCUCGAUCCAGGGACCAUUCCAUGGACAGAAGACCACAUAGAAAAUGGACCUUUAGUGGCAGUUUACUGUAUUCCCUGACGCUGAUCACCACUAUUGGAUACGGUAGCGUGGCGCCUCGCACAGUCUGGGGUCGUUUAAUCACAAUAGUGUACGCUCUGGCUGGAAUUCCCUUAAUGCUGGUCUAUUUAAGCACGGUGGGCGAUGUUCUCUCAAGGAGCUUCCGUCGUUUAUAUGGCAGAUUGUGCAGGCCUCGAAAUUGCACCAGGAAGCAACAACCGCCGCCACCGCCACCUCCUGUAGGUGGCAUGAUGAGCAAAACCUACAGAUAUGAUAACCAUGUCGACUCGAAAUCUGGAAAUUACUAUUCAGCUAGCAGAGAAAGCUCCUGCGACGAUCUAGGAACCAGAGGCACCAGCAGUGCCAUCUUGUUGGACUGUGGAAGCGAGGGACUGCUUCAUGCUACCACCAGCUCCACCGCAGCGCUUCAGGACGUAACAUCAGGAAACAGUAAACGCCAUUUUCACCCGUGCUCGCUGUCCCUGUCGACGAACUCGUCGCCAGGUUACGUAGUGGAAACGAAUCCCGUGAGGAUACCGAUCAGUCUCUGUCUAGUAAUCAUGCUGAUCUACAUAUGCGGUGGCGCAGUGAUGUUCAAUCGUCUGGAGGGUUGGAGUCUCUUGGAAGGUGGCUACUUCUGCUUCACCAGCCUCGGAACGAUCGGUUUCGGCGACCUGAUGCCCGUUGGACGAAAUGCCGCGUCCGCCACCCUGGAGGAACUCAGCCUGUGCGCCUGCUCGCUCUACAUACUCGCCGGGAUGGGCCUGAUCGCCAUGUGCUUCAACCUCGUCCAGGAGGAGGUGGUACGCGUGGUCAGGGUCUUCGGUAGAACCUGCGGCAUGUCGUCGGGGGUGGUGGUCGGACCUAUCGGUGGUACAGGUGCCGGUCCUGGGCUCAAGGCCGACCUGGACGACGGAGGAGGCACCAGUGACUCGCGAUUGUCCGAACAAGAAGAAGAAGCGAUCGCCAUGUCCAUGGUGCCAACCUCCUGACAGCAUCAGGCCAGGAGUCCCGGGGAUGGGAAACUCCUGGCCCACACGUCCAACACUGCCAUAAAACCAUCGCCUGGUCAUCAUUCUCUACCACGAAAAAAAACGCCGUCUGAA
Bombus pascuorum is the source of this 3496-nucleotide messenger RNA. RefSeq names its product potassium channel subfamily K member 18-like. The record is from RefSeq and is a predicted model, not a curated record. Gene Ontology annotation, cellular component: membrane. Gene Ontology annotation, molecular function: potassium ion leak channel activity. The transcript is spliced from 6 exons. Gene Ontology annotation, biological process: stabilization of membrane potential; potassium ion transmembrane transport. The coding region runs from base 1814 to 3382 and encodes 522 amino acids. NCBI's taxonomy places the organism in Eukaryota, Metazoa, Arthropoda, Insecta, Hymenoptera, Apidae.